Molecule: messenger RNA, 4056 nt
Organism: Magallana angulata
Lineage: Eukaryota; Metazoa; Mollusca; Bivalvia; Ostreida; Ostreidae
Product: protein Wnt-6-like
Exons: 5
Coding region: 1408-2451 (347 amino acids)
Biological process (GO): canonical Wnt signaling pathway; multicellular organism development; neuron differentiation
Cellular component (GO): extracellular region
Molecular function (GO): cytokine activity; frizzled binding
Source: RefSeq, a predicted model, not a curated record
GAUGAUUCAAUGUGACGUCAUUGCGCGGGGUGCAGACAUAAUACAUCAGGUUUUAAUUUAACAGGUGAUCUCUAAAUGUACAAAGAAUUAUUUCAAUAUGACAUUAUGGUUUGUUCCACCUCACAUGCUGUUUUCAGAGUUGGGUGCAAUCAGUUUUAACACAGAACAUUUUUGAAACGAACUAGCAUGCAAUAUGAUGACGAUAUAAUAUUUUUCCUAACUGAUAAACAGGAGAGUGUUUCGCUAGCAACUAAUUAAAGGAAUAAAAUGUUCAAAAGCAGUUCGCGGGUACUCGUAAUUAAAAUCUUGCCACGCUAGACGUGGGAACUUGAACCAAAGGGUAAUGAUUCGGACACCGUUUAGAUGCUUAUCUGAGCACUAAGGUCUUUGCUUCUAGCACCCGCACAUCUUCAAACGAGAGAUUGUUUACAGUUAAAUUUAUCUUUUUGUACACAGAACAGGCAACAUACACGAUCCUGACAACUUUUUAUCUCCUAAUAAUAUGUGAAGGAUGUUUCAACCUGUGUGAAGGAAUAAUAAUUCAUGGUGUCUCCCAAGUUUAGCCCUUUUUGCUAGCUAUUAUUUCGUUCAGUGGAAUAUGGAACAAAAUUUCUGAAAACCUUUAUCGUAUACGUACAAUCGGAUCCUGAGACUUUUCAUCAGAUUGGCCGAAUUCAAACGUGAAGAUAGCAACAUGUCACCGGAACUGCACACGAGAGCAACAUGUAUAAGUGAAAACCGAGGAGAGAAAACCACAUGAAAAGGGAGCUCUUUAGGCACCUCAUUAUGUGAACCACAUGAAAAAAUAAGAUGACGACCCUAUCAAUAUGGGGAACACUUUAAUAGUGAUAUUUUUCAACAAUUAUUUUUAGAGGAAGUCUGAUACACGCGUUGUGAUGAGUCCUGACAUUUCGCCAGGAACGGGAGCUAGUGCGCUGCGUCCAAGAUGAAUUUCACAUAAUGAAUGUGUAAAUGUUAAAAUAAAUGUGUAUGAUUGACACUUUUCCGGAAGUGCAGUUACGAUUGUUUAUGUUUCGAAAGUCAGACUGCUUGAUUGAAUUUUAAACAUUUCUACAUGAUACUGCAUAUUUGUAAAUAUUACUGAAAGACCUGUAGACAUAUUUAUUUCGAGGAUUUUCCAAGUUGUUACGUAAAUUAUAGAACCGACUUUGGUGGUUUCUUUGAUUCAUGGUGGAGAGCAAGAAAUCCAUUCGAUUCUGAGAAAAAGAAAAUAAGAUAGUUUUGAUGAAGACAAUCAUAUUGGCCCCCAGAAAUCUUCUCCGGGAUAUUUAAUUGGAUACCUGCUGAAGUCAAGGCUUUUUUGCCAAGAAAAAUAAAAGUUUAUUAAGCAGGCUUCGGCACCGACAAUUUUGGUGGGAUUGUCUGACGUUGGAACUAAUUACCCGGAUGACCAUGCAAGUACAGGGACUACUAGUACUAUUAUAUUUCUAUCUCAUGUUCCCAGACAAUAUCAUUGGCCUGUGGUGGGCGGUAGGGAGUCCUUUGGUAAUGGACCCUAACAGCAUAUGCCGAAAAAGUCGAAGAUUAGCAGGAAAACAGAGAGAAAUUUGUCGAAAAGAAAUUGAAAUCGUUGAGGAAGUGGCAAAUGGGGCUAAAUUAGCACUGGGUGAAUGCCAGUACCAGUUCAGAGACAGAAAAUGGAAUUGUACAACAUCUCGAAGAAUGUUAUCCCGAGUUCUUAAAACAGAUACCAGGGAAUCCGCAUUUGUUUAUGCAAUAACGGCAGCCGGAGUAACGUUUGCAGUGACGGAGGCCUGUAACAUGGGCAAGCUCUUACAAUGUUCUUGUGAUAAUAGAGUUCAAGACAUUACUACCGACGGCGAAUGGGUUUGGGGGGGAUGCAGUGAUAACAUAAACUUUGGUUACCGAAAAUCGAAAGACUUCAUGGACGCUCGCAAGAGAAAGCGACGAGGGGACCUGACAACUAGAAUACAACUACACAACAACGAGGCUGGACGAUCGGCUGUUAAGCUGUAUAUGAGAAGUGUGUGUAAAUGUCAUGGACUUUCUGGAUCGUGUGCACUUAAAACCUGUUGGAGAAAGAUGCCCCCUUUCCGAAGUGUUGGGACGAGAAUUAAAGAAAAGUUUGAUGGUGCAAUUCAAGUUGAAAUAUCCAAUGAUGGCAAAGCCUUGGUAACUAAAUCUCAAACAAUUAAACCACCCUCUCGUGAAGACAUUGUAUACUCUGAAAACGCACCCGACUCCCGAUUCUGUCGGAGAAACAGGAAGUGGGGGUCGCUAGGAACCAAGGGAAGAGUCUGUGACCCCAAGUCGAUGGAGGUCGGAGGCUGUGACCUGCUAUGUUGUCAGCGAGGCUACAAAUCGGAGAAAGUGACACUGAAGGAGAAUUGUAAGUGUCGCUUUAUCUGGUGUUGUGAUGUGCAAUGUGAGACGUGUAUGCAGGAAAAAACAAUACAUAGAUGUUUAUAGUUUUCCUUCAUUGGAUAACGUCUAUAGUUUCUCUACGUUCAAGUGGCGAUGGACAAGCCAAAAUGCAAUUACGAAAGGAGACUUUCGAAGUUUCUUAUUAAUUUACUUUGGAUGAAAUAUGUGGUGUGUAAAGUGGUCAAAUUCAUAGCCUCAUCAUUGUACUGUUAGGGUUAAGUUUGACACUUUGAUUUUUUUCUAUAUAGUUUUUUUAUACAGCUCUGUGACAAUUAAAUAUUAUAAGUCACUAAGUUUUGAUGGAGAGGUUGUUAAUGAAUACAUGUCAUGGACUAGGACGAUUUUAAGACUGUACAUGUACGGAGUUGAGGAUCAGUAUUUUCUGUCGGGUCUUAAUGUUUAUGAGAUGGUUAUGUAUAUAUAUUUAUUUCAUUAUUUUUGUUAACAUAUCAUUGUACAUGUAUAGGAUAUGACUAUUAUAAUGAUUUUUGAUCGAUAAUUAUGUUACAAGUGUGUGCAAUAAUGUACACCUAAUCACACUUGUCUUUGACUGUUGCUGAAUUUUUGAAGAAAAAAAUACGAGUACAAUGUAUAUAAAACUGCAUAUAUGCUUACAUGUACAUGUAUAUAUAUAUAUAAAACUGUAUUAGCUAUAACAAUAAUGAUUCUUUAAAAAAUGUCAAUAAGAGACUAAUUCUGAGUGCUAUAAAAAUAAUAUAUAUGAGUAUAUAUGUUUGGUGCGCAGGUCAUUCUUAUAUUGAAAUACAAAGUUAGUAAUUGUCCAUAUAUAAAACAAAAUCUUUCUCAUAACUGAAAAUGUUAAUGUAGUGCCUUAAGAUCCCGCUACCACAAGGGCACUUUAUACUGUUAAACAGUAGGUUAAUGGUCGUAAUGAAGGUUUUGUUUUGAACGCAUUCUCGCUACUGUUAGUUUAGCUUACUCAGUACCAUUCCGCCUAUAUAUACUUCCAUCAAAAAUAUUAACUUGAAUUAAAUCUUAAACGUAAUAGAUCUAAACAAAAUAAUUAUAAUAUAACUAAAACUUUUGGAUCGUGGGAUUUAGUCUUUUUUGUUUGAAUUUAAUAAAUAAACCCUUUUAAAGUCGACCUAAAGUACGUUUUAUAUGCUUAUUGGUGCAGUAUAGUUUGAUAUUUAAAAUUGUUCUGCAUAUUGUAUGCAGUUGGAACGUAGAUUCUCCAAACCAUUUUGCCCUAUAUCAGUACAUAAAUUAAGAAAAAUAAACGUGUAUUUCCAAUGCUUCACAGAUUUCAUUUUUAAAUCCCAUCGUUGUUAUAAAUUUGAAUAUCAUGUGUAUGUAUUUGAUUUUUAGCUAUGAUAUCCUUUUGUUAAUUCCUCGCAAUUUUGCAUUUAAGUGAUAUAAAGACUUGGUUAUGCAGACAAAUACAAUUAUUUUUAUUUUGUCUUGAAAUCCGCUCUGUUUUUGAACAACCUGACAAUUUCUUUUUCAAGACAUAAGAUGUCAGCUAAGAACAUUCAUUACGUUUUGCAUCUGGCACUAUAUACUUUGCUAAGUAAUGGUCUAUUGUUAUUUUCCUUAUAUGUUUUGUAUGAAUAUAGAAUAUUGUAAUUUAAUGUCUGUGUCAUUGUUUUUAUACAAUAAAACUUGCGUGAAACGCAUAACUGAACAAAA